This is a messenger RNA of Corticium candelabrum, 1705 nucleotides long. Its product is annotated as pleckstrin homology domain-containing family D member 1-like. Bases 35 to 1540 code for a protein of 501 amino acids. Lineage: Eukaryota; Metazoa; Porifera; Homoscleromorpha; Homosclerophorida; Plakinidae. The record is from RefSeq and is a predicted model, not a curated record. The transcript is spliced from 15 exons.
UGCUGACCAAUCGGUCUAGACGCUCAUCUCAGGCAUGGCUCUCUCUGGUGGCGGAGAUGCAGAUGAGAGCUUUGAUAUUGACACCAAAGUUCAGAUGAGUGGCGUACUUCUCAAGCAGCCAUUCGGUCAUAAAUCAAAAGGGAAAUGGCAGAGACGAUUCUUUAUUAUUAAAGAAGGUUUCAUUCUUUACUAUGGAGAAACAGAGAAAAGGAGCUUUGAGAGAUCUCAUCAUUUCAACAUCCAUCCCAAGGGUGUUAUUCCAUUGGGUGGUUGCACUGUCAAACAAGAAUCAGAAUCUGGAGAUAAGACUAAGUUUCCUUUAAUAGUUGAGCAUCGAGACUUCAAGGGAAAAAUUCUGCUUGCUGCAGAAAAUGCUGAAGAAAGAGAUAAGUGGAUAGACAUGAUCAGAAAUUCAGGCAGAGUUACAUGGAAGAAUGCGCAAUUGGGUGAUGCUAUGAUUCACCAGCUGGAGCAAGAAAGUAGGAAAAUGGCUGAACAGCAAGAAAAAGUUAAAGACCUGCUGCACAAUGAAGCUACUGCAUUAGCAGAGGAGAAGGGAAAGAAAGAGGAUUUAGAGAAACAAGCAGCUGAUCUUGCUCGUGAAAAACUGUCUAUUGAAGAGCAGUUGGCAAAGUUUAAGGAAGACAAGGAAGUGACUAUGAGUGAACUUCAAGGCACUCUAGAAACUCUUCGUCAAGUAAAGCAAGACAAAGAGCACAUUACACAAUCUUUGCAGAGUUUGCAAGAUAGAUUCACGGAACUUAACCAAGAAAAAGAGCUUACUGCUAGUCAACUGGAGGAACGCAAUCGAAUAGCCUCACAACUUUUGGAAGAAAAAGAGAGGCUGGCAUCGCAGACACAGUCUUUGACUGAAACAUUGCAGACAGUGGAAUCAGCAAAAGAAAAACUUGCCAGGGAACAUCAGUUGGCAGAGGAGCUUUUGCUUAAAGAAAGUGAGGAGAAGCAAAAGAUAGAAAAAGAAAGGAAACGACAGUCAUUAAUUGUACAAGAGAAGGAAGAACUUAUUAAAAUUGUGGAGCAAGAGAAGAAAGCCAAAGAGAAGGCUUAUCUUACAGAAAAAAGACAGCGUGUGGCAACAGAAAAGCGACUUCGUUUGGCAGAAGAUUCCCUAAAGAGAGUUGAUCGUGCUUUAAGAGAAAGUGGAAUCAACUUGGACAUUGAAAUUGAACUUGACGUUCAGAACUUGAGAAAAUUUUUUGAGGAAGCAGCAGAAGAGGCUAGGCUAGAUGCAGAGAAACCUCGGAUCAUGAAAGAUGCUGUGUUAGCUCGUACCAGUUAUGUUCGUAAGUCUGGCAUCAUUUCUGGCUCACCUGAAACAUCUCCUUUGAUUGAUCGGAAAGCAGAACAAGAACAAUCAGCAAUUGUUGACGGCAGCGAGUCGCUUAAAACAGAUGAGAAAAAGGAGGAAAAGGGUGACAAGAAGGAAGAGGAAGAGGAAGAGGAGAAAGGAAGGAAACUAACAACAGAACAUCGUCCAGAAGAUCUGAAUCAGCAUAUAGAAACAACGCAAGCAGACUAGAAUUGGUGGUAAGCCUUAAUGUUGUGAAUGCUUAGCUGCCAAAUGUUCAAGCAGUGUGUUAACACCCAUUGCUUGAAAUCAUGCUAUCUGCUGCUGAAUUAGGCAUUGUUUGAUUCUGAAUAUUAAAUGUUGAAUAAAGUAGAUUGGAAUUGCUAUACUUUCUAA